AUGGCAGCAUACCGAGCCUACCGACACGACGUCCGCACUCCCGUCCUGAGCACCUACCACAUCCUCGGCUUCAUCUCGUCGGGCACCUACGGACGCGUAUACAAGGCAAGGCUACGCUCACCACCGCCGCCACAAGCUCCCACACGCCCAACGCGCCCAGCCACGCCCGCAUCCCUACGCGGCGCAUCCCCCGCACCACCGGCCCUGCACGGCGACGCUGCUUCCCACACCGCACCCGCCACUCCCGCCUCCAUGGCAAACCCACAGACGCCCUCAAACGACCCUGCCGUUGCUGCCGCUGCUGCUGCUGCCGCCGCCGCCGCCGCAGCCGCCGCCUCUGCCUCUGCCUCGAACGCAGGCCAGAUCUACGCCAUCAAAAAGUUCAAGCCCGACAGCAAAGAGUCCGAGGCGUCCCAGUACACGGGCAUCAGCCAGAGCGCCAUGCGCGAAAUCGCCCUCAACCGCGAGCUGCACCACGUCAACGUCGUCUCGCUCUUCGAGGUCCGCCUCGAGGACAAGAGCAUCUACAUGGUUUUCGAGUACGCAGAGCACGACCUCCUCCAGCUCAUCCACCACCACUCGGCCGUCCUCCGCGCCCCCAUCGGCGUCGCCGUCCUCAAGAGCAUCCUCUGGCAGCUCCUCAACGGCGUCGCCUACCUCCACCGCAACUGGGUCCUCCACCGCGACCUCAAGCCCGCAAACAUCCUCGUCACCAGCAACGGCGUCGUCAAGAUUGGCGACCUCGGCCUCGCACGCCUCUACUCGCAGCCCCUCCAGAGCCUCUACACCGGCGACAAGGUCGUCGUCACCAUCUGGUACCGCGCUCCCGAGCUCCUCCUCGGCGCGCGCCACUACACGACCGCCAUCGACGUCUGGGCCGUCGGCUGCAUCUGGGGAGAGCUCCUCGCGCUGCGCCCCAUGUUCAAGGGCGAAGAGGCCAAGAUGGACCCAAAGACCAAGGCGGCGCCCUUCCAGACGGAUCAGCUCAAGCGCAUCGUCGAGAUCCUCGGCUCGCCGUCCAAGGAGCGCUGGCCCGCCAUCGAGACGAUGCCCGACUACAAGGGCUGGUGGCCGCACCUGCGCCUCGACAACUACCCGAAAAACCUGCACACGUGGUAUGCCAACCGCGCGCGCUCCCAUGGCGGCUUCGAGCUGUUUGACACGCUGCUCCAAUACGACCCGACCAAGCGGCUCACGGCGUCCGAGGCGCUGCAGCACCCCUGGCUCAACGAGGAGCCGCUGCCCACGCUCAACGCGUUUGCCUCGCUCGCCAAGCCCAACAACACCUACCCGACGCGCCGGCACUACUCGCGCGCCAACUCGGGCAUCAAUACGGGAACGGGCGGCACGGGCACCGUCUCCCGCGGCGGGUCCACCGGCGGCGGCGGCGGCGGUGGUGGUGGUGGAGAGACGAUGAAUCAGCCGCCCAACAUUACCGUUACCGCGGUGGGCUCGGCGGGCCAUACGGGUCCGCCCACGGCGUCUUCGUCAUCGCAUACCGGCGGCGGCGGCGGUACGGCUGCACCUUCCGCAGCUGCAGCUGCAGCCGCUUCGGCGACGGCGACAGCGGCGGCGGCCAAGGGAGGUAUGGUGGGAGCAGCCACGGCCAAUGCGAGUGCGAGCCGGGCAAAACGACAGAAGCUCGCGUGA
Pseudozyma flocculosa PF-1 is the source of this 1650-nucleotide messenger RNA. RefSeq lists its product as uncharacterized. The coding region runs from base 1 to 1650 and encodes 549 amino acids. Lineage: Eukaryota; Fungi; Basidiomycota; Ustilaginomycetes; Ustilaginales; Ustilaginaceae. Gene Ontology annotation, molecular function: RNA polymerase II CTD heptapeptide repeat kinase activity; ATP binding; cyclin-dependent protein serine/threonine kinase activity. Gene Ontology annotation, cellular component: mediator complex; nucleus. Gene Ontology annotation, biological process: protein phosphorylation. The transcript is spliced from 3 exons. The record is from RefSeq and is a predicted model, not a curated record.